CGCAUACACCGAGCCCUCAAUGCUUGAAGUUCGUGUUAAAAGUCAGUUGUGUGAAAUUAUUCGGGAAUGACUCUUAUGAAUUGUUAAACAGACUGCAGCUUCGAAACAUAAAGAUAGUGUUACAUUUUACCGGACGUGUAUGACGUGCCUUCAAACGUAAAAGCCUCUUCAAAGGGUCGCCAGGUAUCUCGGUCUUAGGUGCGGUAACAUUCAUAACAGUCAAAGAUGGCAGCAUCAAAAAGUGUUGUUAAAAGAGAGAAAGGUUUUAAGACAAUGGAAACUCCGAUUGCGCCCACCCUGGAUAUAGAUUUUUGUGUGCAAGAAAUAGUUGCUAAUGAAAAUGGUCACAUUAAACUGGAAUGUGAUUUAUCAAAUUCAAAACAACUCAAAGCUUAUUGGUGCAAAGAUGGCGAAGUGAUAAAAUCUUCGCGAAGAUUUAAUAUCACAUCCAUUGGAAAUGAUUGGAAACUAACCUUAACUUCCAUCACUCCAAAAGAUCAAGGUGUAUAUAUUUUACUUUGCAAAGGCCGUUUUACCCAAGUAUUAUCAAAAACCUUACUUUAUGUCAAACCAGCUAAGCCAAAUAUUCCAAAUGGAGUAUUUUACAUCAAAGCGCAGCCUAGACAUAGGAUGGGUAUGCAGGCGCAGCUUACUAGUUCGACAAUUUAUGCUGGCGAGACGAUUGAGCUAGAGGCCUCAUUAAAAGAAAACAAGAUUGAGGAAUUUAAAUGGUUUAAGAAUAAUAAGGUCGUGAAAGAAGAAUCUCGAACAAUAAUUUUGAAUGACGAUAAACACACAUCUCUCUCUAUAAUAAGAGCAAAAGAGAGCGACUCUGGUAUUUAUCAUGUGGUUGGCAAAACUAAAUACGGUGUUGAAUCUAGUUUUGCCGAAGUAAUCGUGGUAAAAUUGGGUACAGAUAGAUCAUCGAUAGGCGAUUAUACUCCACAUGUCGAUGAAACAUUUACGAAGACGGAAGAAGCAUAUGAAGGAGAAGAAGCAAGGCUUAUUUAUAGAAUUUAUUUUGAUAACCACACUAAGUUCGAGUGGUUAAAAGAUGACAAAGUAUUUGAACCUAGUAAAAACAUUCAGGUCCAAUAUUAUAACAGUCGGUAUGUUGCACUCACAUUUCUCAAUGCAAGCAAGAAAGAUAGUGGAACCUACCAGCUAACUGUUACCAACAUAGUGACAGGACGCUCUGACACGUGCGAGUGCGAACUACUGGUUAAAAGUCUUCCAAUACCGAAAUUAAUACCAGUUAAAAUAGUGGAACCCCUUAACUCUGCUGUCGCUUAUAUUGGCUCAUCAAUUGUAUUCAAGUGUAAAUUUGAAAUAGAAGAUUCACAAUUUUGCUGCGCCGUAUGGGAGGUUGGAGCAUAUAGAGUCGAAAGAUCCAGUAAUCAAUUCUAUGUUUUUUGCAGAGGCUCAGAGUUUUAUUUGCUUAUAAAAGAAGUUAAGCCUGAUAUGGCAGGAUUAGUAUUUUGCCAAAUUUGUAAAGCAAUACCGAGAAACAAAUCGGUAUCUCUCUGUACCUCUAUAGCAAAUCUUUCCAUUAUUCCUCUAUUGAUAGGCGAAGUUAUUUCUACUAAGCUUAAAGUUAAAAACAAAAAAGCUGGGUUCUACUACAGCGGAAUUAAAGAGGUUGUACCUAUUAGCCUCACUAAAUCCCAAACAGAAAAUGACGAAACAGAUACUGGUGAAUCGUCAGGUUCAUCGACAACCCAAACUGACUUGUCAAGCUACAACUCACAAGGUGAAGGUGCGAGAGGAAAUGACGAAGUUAAACCAAAGGCUUUAGAGAAGAUAGAGGCUCGACGGUCGAGUAAUAUUAAGCCAUCGGAUAAUUUUGUAGUAUUUGUGAAUAGUCUAUCACACACAAGUGGAGAUUAUGUGACAAAGGGUGUGGAGUUUAAAGUAGAGUCAAGAUCCGAGCUCUCGGAAGAAAACAACGAUAAUUCGAUGAUUAUUACAUACAGCAAGCUAGACGAGUCUGUUUACUGGAUGGAAGCAACUUCUAACUGUCCUGAGAUAUUUCAACAAGUUAUCGUAGAAAAUGGAAUUCACGAAGAUGCGAACACACCCAGUGGUGCGGUCCAACGGCUACAUGUCAUUGUUUUCAAAUGGCAAAAUCCAGCCGACUACUGGUUUAAAGUUGAAAUGUUAGACGCUAAAGACUUCGAGGGGUCUGGGAUAACCAGUACUCCACAAUUCAAAUUACGAGAUGAUCCACUUGAGAGAAUCUUGAAAUUUCGCAUACACGCCCAGCGCGCACUGACUGCUAAUUCUAAUUAUUCUGUAUAUUUUGCGCUCAAAAUGAAACAAACACAAUUAUCCACAACGAAGCGCCUGACUAUACUGGCGAUGGAGAAUUAUACGACAGUUUUCGAAGAAACCGGAUAUUAUUUGGGGAGCGGCGCCUUUGGGCAAGUCGAUUUAGUGAAGAGCUUCGCUGGAGAAUACUUUGCAGCCAAGAAACUAAAGACAAUACUAGACACAAGAAGGACUAAGGCUUUGAGAGAGUACAAGAUGGUAACUCUUUUGACCCAUCCAAAGCUGGUCCAAAUGCACUUAGCAUUCUCGGGAAAACAAAACACCAUCUUAAUUAUGGAUUAUUUAUGGGGAGGUGAACUUUUCGAACGGUUGGUACAGGAAGAUUACAUCAAGGAGGUUGAUGUCAUUGUCUACGUACGCCAGAUAUGCGAAGCUCUUCAUUAUAUUCACUUCCAUAAUAUCAUUCAUAUGGAUAUUAAACCUGAAAACAUACUUUGCGACAGUCCAAACACCCGGCUGGUGAAGUUAACUGAUUUCGGUCUCGCACAUGUUUUACAAGAACGGGAUGACUUAAGAGCCAUGUAUGGGACCAAAGAGUACGCCGCUCCCGAAGUACUUAAUUACGAACCAUUGACUACUGGCUGCGAUAUGUGGAGCUUUGGAGUGAUAACAUAUUUGUUACUAUCUGGAGUGAUGCCCUUCACCGGGUCUAACUCGUCUGAGGUCUCAACUGCGAUGACACUUGGCAAAUUCAAUUAUGACGAACCAGCAUUCAACAACAUAAGCCAUCUUGCAAAAGACUUCAUAAAUAACCUGAUACAGCCUCGCCCUGCCUGUAGAAUGACAGCUACAAAGGCUUUGGAGCACAAGUGGCUAAAAGAGGGCCCAUCGAAAGGUUUUGGUAACAACCCCCUGAAGAAGACCAGAGAUAAUCUCAGGGAUUAUCUCGCUAAAAAUAGAGACAGGUGGCAGAGGGCUGGUAACGUAGUGAUCGCAGCUCACCGUUUGCGCAACGCAGCUCUACAAAAGACCAAGAGUGAAGAACAUACUUAAACAUUCAUUACAUCCUAUUCUGGAGACGUGUUCAAGAUAAACAUGUAUUGAAAUGUUCUAAUAGCAAUGUUGGGCUUUUAGAGCCGGUUGAGCGAAAGUCAAAGCCAAAGAAUUACAUUGGUUUUAAAACCAGUAUAGCAAAAGUAGCUAAAAGCGAAAUCUUGUAAUAAAUGUAUAGAAAUAUUUACACUAAAAGGACUCUUAAUGUGUUAUAUAUAAGUGUUAUUUAACUGUUUGAAAGAAAUUUCCUAUAAAUAUAUUAGUUGUGCUGCAAACAAUUUUAUUCCUUUCAAGUGUAUUUCACAUAAAAUUUAAAAUACAAAUAUAAUAUUUUACGUUUAUUGUAACUUUUGCAUUGAAUUUUGAUAUAUAUGAUUGGAAGAUUUGAAGUAUCGUAUUCCACCUGUUUCACGUAAACAACUAUUACAUUCAGCGUUCUUUAAUUCA
Molecule: messenger RNA, 3768 nt
Organism: Pieris brassicae (large cabbage white)
Lineage: Eukaryota; Metazoa; Arthropoda; Insecta; Lepidoptera; Pieridae
Product: striated muscle preferentially expressed protein kinase-like
Exons: 15
Coding region: 226-3321 (1031 amino acids)
Biological process (GO): protein phosphorylation
Molecular function (GO): protein kinase activity; ATP binding
Source: RefSeq, a predicted model, not a curated record